UAGGCGAGGGAUUGAAGUGCAAAGAGGAAUGAAUGGGUUGUUGUUGUGGUUGGAGAAAGUUGUAUGGCAUUGGUACUUCACUUUCUGCACCAAUGUUACCACUCUCACUCUCACCCUUUCGUCCUCUCUCUUCUUCUCUUCCAUUCUCUUCUUCUUCUUCCUCAUCCAUUUCCCCACUAGUACAAGACCUACAACAACAACAACAACUAAAACCGCAAUUACGAAGCUCACAGCUCGUCGCAUUAGAAUACGCUGACCUCAACCUCUCCAACAAUUUGGAACAGGGUCAUGUCAGAAUCAGGCAACAUGUUAAUCCCCUCAGUUCUUCUUUCGCUACUCCUGCACAAGUACCAGACUGGAACCAGGUUUUUGCAGACCCUGCAUUGCCACUCAUGGUAGAUAUUGGAUGUGGCAGUGGCAGGUUUCUUAUGUGGCUUGCAAAAAGGACACCUAAAGUGAGAAAUUAUUUGGGAUUGGAAAUACGGCAAAGGAUGGUCAAGCGUGCUGAGUUAUGGGUAAAAGACCUGGCUCUAGAUAACAUACAUUUCUUGUUUGCAAAUGCUCCAAUUUCUUUCAAGCAAUUGGUAGAAUCAUAUCCCGGGCCCUUACAGUUAGUUUCAAUUUUGUGUCCAGACCCUCAUUUCAAGAAAAAACAUCAUAAAAGAAGAGUUCUGCAGAAGCCUUUGGUUGGUGCUAUUGUAGAUAAUUUAACUCCUGGAGGACAGGUGUUCAUACAGUCUGACGUGGUUGAAGUGGCACUUGACAUGAAAAACCAGUUCGAUGAAGUUGAUGCACUAAGUCACAUAGAUACUUUGAACCCUGCUAUACCGUGUGAUAGUGAUGGAUGGUUAUUAAGCAACCCUAUGGGAAUUAGGACUGAGAGAGAGAUUCAUGCAGAAUUUGAAGGAGCAAAAAUCUAUCGAAGGUUGUACGAGAAGAAGCAGAUAUGAUUGAUUUGUCAAACUUUAGUGCAAUUCACCAGAUCUGACGCGUCUGAAUCAAAUCUUAGCAGGACACUUGGAAUUUUAUUGUGUCUGAUCUGAUGUGCUCUUAUAUGCUCAAAAAACUUCAACCACGGGAGAAAAAGUACACAAAUGCUCUUAGAAUGCAGAAUGCUUUACCAGAAUUUUCUAUAGAUACUAAUUUAUCUCAUUUACUUACAGUGGAUUCUGUAUUUUGAAAUAUAAUUUGUUGGUGUCAUUGAGAAGUUAUAUGAAUGAGUUAAUGGAAAAGAUUGUGUAAAACAAUUUGAUAUUUUUUCUUCUUUUCAUAAGAAAAUGUAAUCUGAUAUUCUGUUUAAAUUAACUCUAUUUGA
Vicia villosa (hairy vetch) is the source of this 1315-nucleotide messenger RNA. RefSeq lists its product as uncharacterized. The record is from RefSeq and is a predicted model, not a curated record. Gene Ontology annotation, biological process: RNA (guanine-N7)-methylation; tRNA methylation. Gene Ontology annotation, cellular component: tRNA methyltransferase complex. The transcript has 8 exons. Lineage: Eukaryota; Viridiplantae; Streptophyta; Magnoliopsida; Fabales; Fabaceae. The coding region runs from base 33 to 950 and encodes 305 amino acids. Gene Ontology annotation, molecular function: tRNA (guanine(46)-N7)-methyltransferase activity.